AUGCAUUGCACACUAUCUCCAGAAAACACAAUUUUACUCGACAAACUGAUAAAAUCUACAAAAACAGAGAUGAUUAGCAUAGAAGUCGACUCGAUCUUUCAAAUAUAUCUUAUAUCACCUGAUUUAUCACAACUAACAAUAAUAAAGCUUGAGCCUUCAUUUUUUGAAUCAUUUGAAAAUACCGUACUCAUACAAGUCUCAUUUCCAGUUAGGAAACUUUACAAACAGAAUAUAAAAGCAUUGCAAAUUACUUUAAAUGAUUACACAAUUAACCUGGAAUAUAUUUUUAACGCCAUGAAACAUACCCAAACUUUUGAUUGCCUUGAGGCAGAGAUAUUUGACCUUGACUUUCAGUGUGAAAGAGAGAUCGAGAUUAAACUGCCAGGAUUAAAGAGAAUAUUGAGGGAAAUUAAAGACAAACAAAUUAAAAUAGAGAUGAAAGAUUCGUUUAAAAUUUCAGGCCAACAUGUUGAAAUUUCAAUACCCCAGACAAAUUUAGACGUGGAUUUCACCGUUGAUACUGAAAAAUUUAAAUCAAUUGUCAAAAUUUCAGACCAUUUUUACACAAUAAAGUUUAAUUUGCCAGCUGAAAUCUCACCAUUGAAUAUCACAAUGGAAGCACCUGAAAUAUUUUUAUCAACAUUCAUAUCAAUCGAGUAA
This is a messenger RNA of Vittaforma corneae ATCC 50505, 660 nucleotides long. RefSeq lists its product as uncharacterized. The transcript has a single exon. The record is from RefSeq and is a predicted model, not a curated record. Bases 1 to 660 code for a protein of 219 amino acids. Lineage: Eukaryota; Fungi; Microsporidia; Nosematidae.